GCCAAUGCUAUAUGAACUUUUAUCUGGAGGUAUGAAGAUAUGACACUACAGAGGGUGGAUCAUGAUGUACAGCUUUUGCAAUACAUACCAGGUUCUUUCAUCAAGGAAAGUUGAGCUGCUUCUGGGUUACUUUGUACACAGUAUAAGGAAGUCCAGCGAUGCUGAAGAUUCUUUCUAUGAUGUUGAGACAUUUAUAUUGGAACUUCAACCUGCUCAAAGGGGACUACGAAGUCAAAUUCUGGAGGCGGAUUUGGUCCUAUGGACUGUGGGCUCUAAGCCUUCACUUCCCGAAUUAGAACCUUGGGAUAAGCCGCAUGAGCUUCCUUUGACUGCCCAUGGUCAAACAGAAACUGAUGAAACUCUACGUGUCAAGGGCCACCCACGCAUUUUUGCCCUUGGUGAUUCUUCUGCAUUAAGAGAUUCAGAUGGAAAGAUUCUUCCAGCCACCGCUCAGGUUGCUUUUCAACAAGCGGAUUCCACUGGUUGGAAUCUGUGGGCAGCAAUCAAUGACCAUCCUCUUCUGCCUUUCAGGUUUCAAAACUUGGGCGAGAUGAUGACAUUGGGAAGAAAUGAUGCUGCAAUUUCACCAAGUUUCAUUGAUGGAUUAACUCUGGAAGGUCCAGUUGGACAUGUAGCGAGAAAAUUUGCACAUUUGAUAAGAUUGCCCACGGAUGAGCAUCGAAUUAAAGUGGGAAUGAGUUGGCUUGCUAAGUCUGCCAUAGAUUCAGUCACAUCACUUCAGGGCACCCUUACGAGAGUUCUUGCGGGCUAGCAAAUCAUUUUUUCAUCCAAGCUCUA
Messenger RNA from Eucalyptus grandis, 798 nucleotides. Its product is annotated as alternative NAD(P)H-ubiquinone oxidoreductase C1, chloroplastic/mitochondrial-like. Bases 62 to 772 code for a protein of 236 amino acids. Gene Ontology annotation, molecular function: NAD(P)H dehydrogenase (quinone) activity. NCBI's taxonomy places the organism in Eukaryota, Viridiplantae, Streptophyta, Magnoliopsida, Myrtales, Myrtaceae. Gene Ontology annotation, biological process: phylloquinone biosynthetic process; aerobic electron transport chain. Gene Ontology annotation, cellular component: chloroplast. The record is from RefSeq and is a predicted model, not a curated record. The transcript is spliced from 5 exons.